UUCUGUUGUCAAGGAGUUCAUACUCUGUUGGGGGGGGGGGAGCAUUGCAACAAUGACACAGACAGAUUUCAUGUGGAGAUGGAGGGUAAUGGUGACAAAGCAAAAAUAUAAAGUAAGCAACCAAGGAAAAUUUGGGGACAUAAGAGAAUGUCACUGAACUCUGCUAAUUAAAAGUUGCUUUUAAUUUUGUUUUUUUUAGUGACCCUAUGAAAUGAACCAAGAUUCCAUGAGUGAAGAGUUUAGGACUCUCUCACUGUAGCAGGGAACUAAUAAAACUAGUUGGGCAACAUGAAUUAGAGCAUUAGCCUGGCCAGCUGGUCGAGUACUUUAGUGCACCAAUGAAAGUGAAAAAAUCCAUUGAGAGCAAGAGUGAUACAAUUAUAAAUAAGCCUGAGGCAGGGGGUGGGUGGUGGUAACAUCUUCUAUGUUCUCACUAGGCACAUUUUCUCAUUAAGCCAGAUUCUAAAGCAGGUGGGAUUAUCUCAGGUUCUGUCCAGCUUGAAUGACUGAGGGAACAUAUUAUCCAACAUGAGUCUGGAGGAGGGUAUACAUUAGGAGAUAAAUGUGCCACAUUUUGAAUGAAUAUACCACAGGCAAACAGGCUCUUGAUAAAUCUUAUUUCGUUGUAGUGAGCUUGUUGUAGCAAAAUGAUUCUGGAGAACUUUUUCUUCUUAGAGAAUGAUGACCCCAACUACAAGACACUUCAAUGGCUCCCACUUCCAGGUCACAGAAUUCAUUCUCAUGGGACUUCCAGGAAUCUAUAGCUGGCAGCAUUGGCUCUCUCUACCCCUAGCCUUACUCUACCUCUUAGCCCUCAGUGCCAAUCUUCUCAUCUUUAUCACCAUCUGGAAGGAACCCAAAUUGCACCAGCCCAUGUACCAGUUCUUGAGCAUCUUGUCUAUAGUGGACAUGGGACUGGCCACCACAAUUAUGCCCAAGAUAUUGGCCAUCUUCUGGUUUGAUGCCAAGUCCAUCAGCCUUCCUGAGUGCUUUGCUCAGAUCUAUGCCAUACACUGCUUUGUGGGCAUGGAGUCUGGCAUCUUCCUCUGCAUGGCUUUUGACAGAUAUGUGGCUAUUUGCCAUCCCCUCCGCUACCCCACCAUUGUCACAAACUCUUUUGUCUUUAAAGCCACAGCAUUCAUGGUGCUCAGAAAUGGACUGGGGGUCAUCCCAGUGCCUGUACUAGCUGCUCAGAGAGAUUACUGCUCUUCAAAUGAGAUUGAACACUGCCUGUGCUCCAACUUGGGUGUCACCAGCCUAUCUUGUGAUGACAGGAGGGUCAACAGCAUUUGCCAGAUGAUCAUGGCCUUGCUGGGAAUGGGAAGUGACUUAAGCAUGAUCAUCCUUUCCUAUGCCUUCAUCCUCCAUUCCGUGCUAAAACUGAAUUCUGCAGAAGCUGCAUCCAAAGCUCUGAGCACCUGUAGUUCCCACCUCAUCCUCAUCCUCUUCUUCUAUACAGUUAUUGUUGUUCUUUGUGUCACUCACCUGGCAGGAAGAAAGUUUCCCCUGAUCCCUGUGCUUUUCAAUGUGUUGCACAACAUCAUCCCCCCAGCCCUCAACCCUUUAGUGUAUGCAUUUAGGACCCAAGACCUCAGGUUGGGCUUCCAGAAGGUCCUUCUGACAGGCAUAAAGAGCAAAUGAGCUCAGAGCAAAAAAGCUUAUGGAGUCAAAUUUCCAAUGUAUACAGUCUCCAUCUCCUACAGACAAGUUCAAGUCCAGUUAGAAUUUUUUACUAUAUGAGCAACUCUUUCCAUGUCCCACAGUGUUUUCCAUAGCUUCAGAGAAUUUCAUGGCACCUAGGAUUCAUUUUUGUCAUCAUGUCAGAAUACAACAUGGGAAUUCCAUCAUGGGGUCCUGAUGACA
Messenger RNA from Monodelphis domestica (gray short-tailed opossum), 1863 nucleotides. Its product is annotated as olfactory receptor 56B1-like. Gene Ontology annotation, cellular component: plasma membrane. NCBI's taxonomy places the organism in Eukaryota, Metazoa, Chordata, Mammalia, Didelphimorphia, Didelphidae. Gene Ontology annotation, molecular function: olfactory receptor activity; G protein-coupled receptor activity. The record is from RefSeq and is a predicted model, not a curated record. Gene Ontology annotation, biological process: G protein-coupled receptor signaling pathway.